Molecule: messenger RNA, 7674 nt
Organism: Aspergillus vadensis CBS 113365
Lineage: Eukaryota; Fungi; Ascomycota; Eurotiomycetes; Eurotiales; Aspergillaceae
Exons: 1
Coding region: 1-7674 (2557 amino acids)
Source: RefSeq, a predicted model, not a curated record
AUGGCUACAGACCCACGUUGUAAGAUCUCAUACUGUAUCGUUGACGCGUUGGAUGAAUGUGACUCGGGGUCGCAGACGAGAAUUCUCGAGCAAUUAAAACUCAGUUUCUUUGAUCACCCUUCGAAGCGGUUCACAUCGAAAAUUCGAAUACUGAUUACUAGUCGGCCUUACUACGAGAUUGCCUCAUGCCUAGGUUUCUUUCCUUCGAGAGAUAUUACUACCUUCGUUGAGGAAAGGAAGACGGAUAUCCAGUUAUUCAUUCGACAGAAGGUUGGCGAUCUCAGCACGCGGAAAGGGUAUCAUGUCAAGAUGAAGGAUCAAAUCCAGGAAAUACUAGAAGCAAAGGCUGAUGGAACUUUCCUAUGGAUUGGGUUGACAUGCGAUGAGUUGAAGAAUGUCGACCUACAAGACACUCUGGCCUUUCUCAAUAAUCUCGCCCCUGGUCUGAACGCAAUUUAUACGAAACUGAUGGAGAAGGCGAUUGAGAAUGAACAAAAGCGGGAGAGGGUUUAUGCCAUUCUUGCUGUUGUUGCCGUGGCACGACAGGCAUUGACCUUAUCCCAACUGUGCACUGCCUGCUCUCUAUAUACUGGCGAGGAUAAAGAGGCACAGAUCGCCUUCAUCAGAGCAGACAUCAAAGAUUGUCGUCUGAUGGUAGUAGAGAUUGAGGGCUUUGUAAACCUCCUUCACAAGUCAGUCCAGGACUUUCUAUUUGGAGCUGACAUGAGAUAUAUUCCAUCCAAGGAAGAGUCACACGCUCUUCUAGCAUAUGCGUGCAUCAAUCACACUGCAAGGCACUUCCGAAAUAGAGCUGGUCGUUUUGAAAAGUUGCUCGAUGAGUAUCUCCACGAGCUCAAGAAGAAGAACGAUGAAUAUGACGUGAUGAAGAAGAAGGCAGCACAUAUGAGACUCAGAGAGGAGAUUUCUACAUGGGGCGACUUCAUACCAUACUGUUCUCAAUUCUGGAUGGAGCACGCUCACCUGAGUGGGAUGGUCUUUGAUCCCGCCAAAGUCACAGAAACCUAUUUCCUUACGCUCGAAUCUCCAUCCCGAGAUUUAUGGCUGCGGUAUUACGGUUUGGAUCCUUGUCAUGCUGCAUACAACAUGGGGAUAUUGCAUAUUGCAGCACAAUGGGGAAUACCGAGCUUGGUGGAUUUUGCGCUCGGUAAGAAUUUGGCAACCGAAGGUGGCUUCUACAUCGACACAGACUCUUUCACAUCCCACGGGGGCACUCCGCUUCUAUGGGCUGCCAUUUUUGGAAACAUAGCUGUGUUUACCGAAUUAGUAUCCCGGACUGAUCCGACAAGACCUCUCACAAGUAGCGUUCUCACGGCCCUUGUUGAGCAUAACUCCAACCGUGAAAACUUCAUCACGAGCCUGCUCCAGCAAAUGGGAAGUCAGAUUGUUGUAACCGAGGAACUUGAGAUUGCAGCAGUGAAAAACACUCGAGAAGGGUCCGAAAUCUUGAAAACAUUGUUGUUACAUCGAGACCAGAUGUCAAGGAAGAGGCCCCAUAUCGCUACCAAUGUACUUGUUGAGGCUGCUCGAAAUGAAUCUCAGGGCAUACGGACCAUGAAGAUGAUAUUCACAUACCUCCAAAAUAAUGUUUUAAUCACUGAAGAGGUCUUGGGGGCAGCUGCAAGAAAUGCCAAAUGUGCCAGCGCACUUCUGGAUAUGUUAUUUGAGCAUUGGACCGAGGAAACCAUCCCAGAAUCGGUUGUCGCUGCAGCGGCGGCUCAUCCUACAGACGGCCCGCAUAUCAUUCGAAUACUCCAGGCAAAAUCCCAGAACGCAAUUCCAGUUACGGAUGAUAUACUUGCGAGCGCAUUCGGAAACAUAGACAGCGGUGUUGCAUGUCUUGAACAGUUAUGGAAAGAAUGGCCAUACCUCACCAUCGUCGGAGGCUCAGCAAUUCCAUACAAUUCUGGCGGAGCGGGGCACGAAGGGGUCUUGUGCUGGACUCUUUCACAGCCACGCCAACGCGUGGUAUUUUUCAAAGACGCUUUUCGGAGUAUUCUUGCAAGACGGAGCGUGUCAGUGUUGGAGCAGAUCAUGAUCGAGUGGCCGGGUCUACAUCUAUCACAUGAUUCACUGCAGGCAGCGGCAAGUAACAGCAAACAUGGCGCAUCUAUAUUCACAUUCCUCUUUAUUUCUUGCCCGGAACAAAUACAGGUAACCGAAGACCUGGUGACAGAGGCGGUAGGAUCAGACCAAGAGACGUUAGAAAUCAUUCUGUCGCACAGGCCAGCAGAUCAUGACGUGGUCAACAGAGAAGCCCUUCGGAAGGCCGCUGAGAUGUACAAUGCCUUAGAGAUCUUACCAAUUCUUUUGAAUGCCAAGACAGGGCCAUUUUCUCUAGUCGGCACACGUGAUACGCCGGACGUCAUGAAGUUCUGCCUGGACCAACCAAAUGUUAUGGUUAACGUCGAUGAGGACAUGAUGUAUGAGCUGGAAUACCUCGACGAGAAGGAAGAUUUGUUGAAAUGUAUAUUGAGUCUGCCAGACAACCAAGUUCAAGUUUCGGGCGCAGCUGCUGAGACGAUAAUUCAUGACUAUGGGCGAUCCAAUACCCAGCUUCUUCUUCACCACAGCAAUGUACAACUCACGAACGAGGGUUUUAAUUCUAUUGUGGAGCACCAGGAUCCGGAUACAGUGUCCUUGAUGUUAAACCAUCAUGCGAUCGAAGUCGAUUGCCAUCUCCAGGACGCCUCAUGUCGGAACGUCGACGCUGGACAAGUGUUGGCCAUCAUAAUAGAGAGCACUUCUGGAGACAUGUCUGUGAAUGAGAGAGUACUGGAAAUCGUUCUACGCGAAUGCAAGUCACAUAUCAUUGAGAAGUAUAUCCGACGUCUACCACCUCGUACAUGGAGAAGGGAAUUGAUUCGUCUUCUGGUAUCCCACCAGUCGAAUUCUCAGUACACCCAAUCCUUAGUACAACUGUUGCUACAGUGCCAUCAACAGGCUGUGAUUGACCAUUCCCUGAUAGAAGCGAUUGCUGAGUAUUGUGAUGAAUCUGUCAUGAUGACGGCUAUUCAGAGAAGCAGCAUGUUUACCCAAGAAACAGUGACAGCAGCUAUGAAAAAUACAAUGCACGGAAGGAAGAGCUUGGGAUUGCUAAUUGGCGAUGUUUUACCGAACGUACCCAUGGAUACAGAGUUCAUUCACAAUCUGGCACGCAUAUCAGACCCGGAGACCAUACAUCGUGUUUUUCAGCAGGCAUCUGGCGCCCCACUUUGUCUGAGUAGAUUCUUGCUUUGCUGGGCGGCAGCUGAGAACCGCAAUUUUGGUUGUAGGGCGAUUGAGUCAAUCCUCAAUAUUAAUGAUGAUGAUCUGCUGCAAGAUGGUCGAGCGACUCAGCGAUCUUCAUUGUGCUCUUUUAACCCUCAUUGGAGACUUAUACCACUCACAGGAGCGAUAAUCGAUGCCCUCGGCAGGGACGAGCAAUCUGGGCCGAGCUUUGUCCAAACCUUUCUUCACACAUGCGCCACUAAAGUCUGGAUCACUGGAACUGGCCUGAGAACAAUAAUUAGAAGUUUUGAUGUUAUAUUCAUACGCGAACUGUUCUCACACAAGAUUCUCCCGUCAGAGGUCGAUGAUUGCACUAUCCAAGCAGGCGCUGCCAACCGAAGAGAUGGCCCAAGAGUUCUUGACUUUUUGCUUUCACAGGGAACAGAGAAACUCGAGAUUACAGGACACACAGUAUCUGCUGCUUUGGCGAAUACGGAACAUCGGAAAGCUAUAAUGUCACGGUUAAUAGCCAGUGAGAGGACUAUCUUCGGACAGUCUGCCGUUGCUGAAAUCAUGAAAACCCUGGAUCCCACCAUGAUGGCGGAUGUAUUUCUCUGUACAUCUAAAAAGAUUGAGAUCGGUGAGGCGUGCAUAACAGAAGCGAUCCGCGGGAUGGGUGGAUCUAUCCCCCGUAUUUUCACUUUGUUGCAACAUCUACUGAGCCUCAACUUGCCUCUUAUUGUAACGGCAGACAUGAUACAGGAAAUACCCGAUUCUGCCGCUGACCAAUUGUGGCCCCAUGACAUCAUGGAAAAGAUCCAGGAAAUGUUCAAUGACCCGAAGAAUAACGUACAUAUCACAGAAAAAGCGAUCGUCGAGUUCAUUAGACGAUGCUUUUUCGGUCUAGAUGUGUGGAAGCCAAGGGCCUCUGAGCGUCUGAGCCAGCGGUAUGCCAUAUUGGCUAUGUACUGCAAGCAGCUUCCUGGACAAGAACUCAUCGAUGAGGAGGUGAUUGUGGAACUUUUACAUGUAGAAAUCCAUGAUUUCAAUGCCCCCACUGUCCUCCCAGAUACCUUCCAGCUUGCAAUACCUGUCACCGAAGAUGGGAUGUGUCCCAUUAUGAUGUCAGGCUGGAGUUUGUCUGCGAGGAAAGCUGGCAGGAUGUUUGAAUUUCUAGAACGAGUCCGCCCGCCAUUAGCCAUAACAACAGGGGGUGCCCUGAGUAUCUUGAAAUCAGGUGACCAGGAGGAAGCACGAUCAAUCGCCCAGCUCUUAGGCGACCGAUUGAGGAUGUCUCAAGAAAAUUUUGUAGCACUGGUCAGCGUCGCAGACGAAACCACAAUUGCGUACCUCUUCAACCAUGGGGACAAUGAUAUCAAGGUCACAGAAGACAUGCUCCUUGCCGUGGUGGGAAACCCACAAAGUACAUUGAAUGCCCUCAACUAUGUUGCUUCCUUUUCACCGCAUAUCAUUACCGCCGAGAUUGUCAUGGUGUUGACUGAAACGCAACAUUGCGAUGCGGAAACGCUCAACUCACUCCUCCAGCGACUACCUGCCAAGGCCCUCCUCUCUGAGGAUUUUUUGAUCACGAUAUCAGAGAGUAAGCGUCACGGAGAGGAAGUGUUCGAAUGCUUGAAAAACUGUGUGGACACAUCAAAUUUCCGAAGCUACGUCAGCGAAGAAGUAUUUGUUGAAACGGCGAAAAACGAAGAUUGCGGUGGCCCCCUCAUGGACACUUUGCUGAAAGUUCCUGGUUCAUUGCCAAUUACAGAAGAGGUCAUUGUUUUGGCUGCCCUUUCGAUCCCUACCGAGCCCCCGUUGUUUGGCCAUCCCGUAACUGAGGCACAUGUUAAGGAUCUCUUGUGUCGAGUUGCUAACCCGAAAUUCCCAAGCCUUGAUUUCCUUGAAACUGCGUUCUCACUAUUCGGAUCUUCUUUGUUGGCCUUUAUGACGGACAUUUACAAACAAGUCGGCGAGCUUAAUCCGGGCUUGAUUCAACAAUGUCCCGUUAGAAGAGAGUUUCGUGAGUUUCAAGAGAGUCUAACGAAAAGGGGCCUUCUGCAAGUUAUCGAUGGUCGUUGGCUUCUUGGGCCUGUGGCCCAUGAAGCUAUUCAUAGGGGCGAUGCGAGUAACAUCAGGAAAUUGACCCUCGAAACGGCUGAUCCGGUGCUGACAGAUAUAUUCAUCACGGCGGAGAUGGUCGAAGAUGAGUUAGAAAGUCACGAUGGCCCCAAGGACAUCAUCAAAUCGCUUCUAGAACAGAAGGCUGGCAGAGCCAUAGUGACAGCUGAAGGCUUUCUCGCAAUCAUUAAGUCAUACAGCCUGUCUACAAUAGAGCUUAUGGCUACCAAGAGUGAAGCCAUCGUCAUCCCUUCAACAUUGUUUGUUUCGUCGCCGAGCCCUGGAGUCGAGGACAUGAAACACACAUUUAUGGGGUCCAAGUCACGAUCGGACUUGAUGGAGACACUCAUCAUGACCGUAGUAAUUAAUAAUAGCGGUCAGAACGUGGCUAUCUUGAGAUAUCUGUUUGUUCGCUUUGGUUGUCCCGCAGUUAUAUCCAGCAACGCAUUGAGGGCUGCUGCCAGCUCACCUUACAACCCUACAGACAUUCUCGAGUUGUUACUCUGUUGUAAUAAUGGCAUGAUUACCGAGAUUGAUACAAUCGUUCUCGCUGCAGCGGCAAAUCCAAUUGAAGGGGGCCGUCUCAUAGCACUAGUCUUUGAUCACCUGGGUGACCAAAUCCUAGUGUCUGAGCCUAUGCUUGUUGCCGCGGCGGGGAACAAGGGCUCCAAAUAUGCUUUCUCAAAAUUUCUGUCGCUGUGGAAAGGCCAGGUAGCAGUCCGUGUAUUUGUGGCAGCAUCGGCGAAUCCCGUGUUUGCAGUCGAGAUUAUGGAGCUCCUGUUGAAGAAAUAUGAAACACCAAUCACGGAGGAUGUGUUGAUUGAAGCUGCUCGCAACCAAGCCCAAGGAGACAAACUUCUUGAUCUGAUAUUUCGCGAAAGGCACUCUCAGUUCAGUCUGACUAGCAAUAUCGUUCAAGCAGCAUUAGGAAGAGUGUCCCAUAAGUACCGUGCGACAGGACAUUGUAGGGUCCCAGAGCUUUUCCUUGACCCAACACUCUAUGUGAACCCACAUUCCGUUCAGGUCACCGCAAUCCUAUCCAGGUCACUUUCCUACACCCAAUUUAAGAUUUAUCUGUCCAAAGUCAAUCUACUCAAUCCCCAGGACCUGGUAUUGGAGCUUGCCCAGGAAUGUAACGAUGUCACACUUCGCAUGGUUCUUGAGCGAUAUGGUUCGGAAAUUGCCCUUUCUGAGGAACUGCUGACGAAGGCGGCCCGUAACACCCAUUGGCGAACGAACAUUUUCAAGGUUUUCAUCUAUACCGGAGACGAUAAUGGUCAGGCUAUAACUGUGACGCCAGAUAUGGUAGUUGCUGCUGCAGCAAACCCGAGGUAUGGAUAUGAAUCUGUUCAGAUGUUGCGAACAAGACACACAGGGGGUCCCUUCGUCAACUUGGACUCGUUACUGGCCACCGUCUCUAAUGAGGGGGACUUCUCCCUAGGGUUGCUAAGGUUACUCUACCGUUGUUCGCAAGGCCCACUACCGAUCACUACCAAACUUCUUUCUGCCGCUGCCAGAAACCCUGCUCAUGGAAUGGAAAUGCUAAGGCUGCUGCUUAGCCGCCUUGAGAAACAGGACGAUAAUGACAUUGCGUAUGAGGAAGUCGCAGAAGCUGCGGCUUCCAAUACAGCAACCAUCGCCGGCAAAUGGGGUGAAGCUUCUAAUAAAUGGGCGGACACUGACUACAUCUGGUGUUCUCCUCUAGGGCUCCUCAUCCGCAGAAGGCGCCACUGCAUAAAGUUCACCGAAAGUCUCCUAACUGCCGCUGCAUCUAACCCCAAGAUGGGAAGACGUUUCGUCCUUCUUCUGAUUAAGUGCGCCGGGUCAGAGCUUACCAUCACUGAGAAUGUUCUUUGUAAAGCGGCUAAGAACCCCCAACAAGGAUAUGAUGUAUUAAUGCUCCUUCUCCAUCACCCGAGAUUCAAACACGGUAUUUCAGAGAAUGUAAUUGCAGCAGUGGCAGCAAAUGACCACCACAAGAACUGGAAAGGAGUUCUCGGGCUCCUUCUCGCUCAUCACGGGGCACCAUUUCAAGUUUCAGAAGGCUUGGUCCUCGCUAUGGUUCAAAGUGAAGAAUAUCGUGAUGAGAAACUGAAGGUUCUUUUGGAGCAACAUCAAGGACCUAUCUGCAUUUCGGAUGAAGUCAUGCAGAAUGUGUCGGCAGGAGUAGGAAACUCCGUUCGCCGAAAGCUAGAGAUUUACCGAACUUACCCUGUGACCAGGGAGAGGGCCGUAUGGAGUACUUUUUGGAAGCUGUUUGUCCUUUUUAUGUCUUGCUGCCUGUCCCCAUUUUUCUUUCGGCAUCGAGUCAAUCCCCGUCAUUGA